CUCAAUCCCAACAUGCUAAAGGUCAGCCUGCACGAAGCAUGUUUGGAUGACAGUCCCAAGUAUGAAGCUAUCUCUUAUGCCUGGGGCACCGCAGAUCUGGUGCAGCAUGUAGCUUGUGGCUCUAAGUGGCUAUGGGUUACACAAAGCUGUUAUGACCUGCUUUACGAAUUGCGAAGACGAGACUGGAGUCUCGGCACGAGAACAGCUCGAUGUUAUUGGAUCGAUGCUAUUUGCAUCAAUCAAGGCUUCCAGGAGGAGGAUACCCCAGAACAGAGAAUCCAGCGAGAGCGUAGCCACCAAGUCGCUAUGAUGGCUACUAUCUACGAAAAUGCUAUUCAAGUAGUCGUCUGGCCUGGU
Alternaria alternata is the source of this 357-nucleotide messenger RNA. RefSeq lists its product as hypothetical. The record is from RefSeq and is a predicted model, not a curated record. Lineage: Eukaryota; Fungi; Ascomycota; Dothideomycetes; Pleosporales; Pleosporaceae. The annotation marks the transcript as partial. The transcript has a single exon.